This is a messenger RNA of Suillus paluster, 630 nucleotides long. Its product is annotated as WD40-repeat-containing domain protein. The record is from RefSeq and is a predicted model, not a curated record. NCBI's taxonomy places the organism in Eukaryota, Fungi, Basidiomycota, Agaricomycetes, Boletales, Suillaceae. The coding region runs from base 1 to 630 and encodes 209 amino acids. Gene Ontology annotation, molecular function: protein binding. The transcript has a single exon.
AUGAACUCUGUGGACACUCUGACAUGUCUGGCAUUUUCGCCCGACGGCCAGAAAAUUGCCAGCAGCACUGCUCAUUCGGGGGUGACCAUCACAGACAUCGCAUUGAAGAGCAAAUGUCAACUAGACGAUGCACAUGCGCGCACCAUUACUGCAAUAGCAUGGUCUCCUGACAGCGAAAAUAUCAUGGGCACAUCAAUAGAUCACAAAAUUCACUGUUGGAAUGCUACGUCGUUGCACCCUCUCGGACUACCCCUUGCAGGGCAUAAAGACCUGAUCAUCACUGCGGAAUUUCUCUCUGUCUCAUCUCAAGCAAUAAGCUUGUCAAGGGAUGGAGAGCUACUCAUAUGGAACACCGGGAACGGGAAGAUCACUCAGACAGAAACAGUGUCGAAUUCUAAUGGUACCAUUUUCAUAGGGGCUUUAUCCAUGGAUGGUACUCUUCUUGUCACUACCGAUGGAAGGAAGGGUGUUGCUUGGGAGAUCCCUACGUGUAUGAAAAUAGCAGAGAUUGAACUUCCAGAUACACCAUCACUUCAAACUGCUAUUUUCCCGCACAAUGAUCAGUCAAGUAGUGCUUGCAUUUGGCGACGGGUCUUUCUGUAUGUGGGACGCAUACACUGGGAAACGUGA